GUCACACACACAUACACAAACCACACACACACACAAGAGAUUAGCACCAUUUUGUUUUGAAUGGGAGGAGAGCAGCAACUGGCCAGUGUAACUCUGUAGAUUUCGCCUGUGUUAUUCUUACAACUUGUAAAAUAACACCAAACGAAAGAACCAUUCUCGUGGCGUUGCUUCUGGUUACUGGCAGCGCAUUCUUUAGCCGUUGUCGUUCUGGCACCCCGUGAUAAGUGGAUCGCUACAGAAACGUUAGCAGAGAUAAGCUGACUGGCGAGAGAGCACAUUCUUUGGCACUUCUGUCUCAAACAGGUCACGUCUCAGCGGUCUCGUCUAGAACAUUCUUCCACGACUCUCCCAGCAAGAUCGAAGCUAAAAUGAGUGCUCCUUCAUCUCAAAAAGUCGUGCUGAAAAGCACCACCAAGGUGUCCCUGAACGAGCGCUUCACAAACAUGCUGAAGAGCAAGCAGCCGAGUGCCGUGAGCGUCCGCGCCAGCCUGCAGCAGCAGCACAUGGCCAGCGCGCGGAACCGACGCCUGGCGCAGCAGAUGGAGAACCGGCCCUCCGUGCAGGCCGCCCUCCACCACAAGCAGGUGGGUCGUCUUCAGAGCCUGAAGCAGCGCCUGGGCAAGAGCAACAUCCAGGCGCGUCUGGGCCGGCCGGUGGGCGCCCUGAUGAUGCGCGGCGCGGCCGGGGGCCGAGGGUUCGGCGGGGGACGCGGCUUCGCUGGCGGUCGGGGCUUCGGCGGGGGACGCGGCUUCGUGGUGGGCGGCCUGAGAGGAGCGGCGCGCGGAGGCCUGCGGGGACGCGGCGGAGGCCGAGGAGUCGGCGUGAGGGGAGCCCUCGUCUUCAGAGGCAUGGGCCAGAUGCGAGGCCGGGGUGGCGCUGGGCGAGCAGGCCUGAGGAGGGGCAUGCGUCAGCGAGGAGGCGGACCUGGCAGGGGAGCCAUUAUGAUUGGCCGAGGAGCAGGAAGAGGAGGGGCUGGAGCCCGGGGCAGAGGACGCGGAGGUGGCAUGCGCGGUCGCGGGGGAUUCGCCGGCCGGGGGGGCCGCGGGCGCGGACGGGGCCGAGGAGCCCUGGGAGGAGGACGCGGUAGCCAGGUGACGCGGGAGCAGCUGGACAACCAGCUGGACGCCUACAUGUCCAAGACCAAAGGCCACCUGGACGCAGAGCUGGACGCCUACAUGGCCCAGGCUGACCCCGACAGCAUGGAGUGACCGUCCCGCCCCCCGUCCCCCCCGUCCCCACCCCAUCCAACCCCCCUCCCCCCCCGGGCAGCGAGGGUCGUCCACAUCCACAGCUGAAGCAAAGCAGCGUAGACCUGCAGAAAACGCUUAAAGACUUUUACAUGAAGAUGAUUUUUAUAUCACACACACACACACAUGAAUAUGAAUAUGAAUAUAUCUCUGAAACUCUCAUAAGGUCACACACGCAUACGGACACACACACACACACACACAGACACACACCCCACACACCCAGGGGUCUUGGCCAUGCUGAUAUGAUGAUGCCCGUCUCCCAGGGACUGGUCGGUCCACACACUGCACUGUACACUAAUGACACAUGGGAUUCCUCUAAGUCCACAGUCUAGGCUGUUAUACGCAAAUGGGGAAAAUAUAUAUAUUUGUGUGUACACGUUUGUUUUGAAUGUUUUAUCGGACCAUUGGAAGGACUGGAUUGGCUGCUGUGUUUCUGUUUGUUAUAUGACCUGUAUGACCUUUGACCUAUGACCUGUAAUUUUUAACUGUAACAAAGAGGGCAGUAUGCUCCCCUCAUCCUGCUGUCCCACUCAAAGCAGAUUUUUUAUUAUUAUUAUUUCUGUUUUUUUUUGUGUGUUUUUUUUUCUUUCUUUUU
Messenger RNA from Sardina pilchardus (European sardine), 1845 nucleotides. It is a transcript of the gene chtopa, whose product is annotated as chromatin target of PRMT1a. The coding region runs from base 369 to 1208 and encodes 279 amino acids. The transcript has 6 exons. NCBI's taxonomy places the organism in Eukaryota, Metazoa, Chordata, Actinopteri, Clupeiformes, Clupeidae. The record is from RefSeq and is a predicted model, not a curated record.